Funneliformis mosseae is the source of this 1422-nucleotide messenger RNA. Lineage: Eukaryota; Fungi; Glomeromycota; Glomeromycetes; Glomerales; Glomeraceae. The record is from the annotation of a GenBank genome assembly.
AUGAUAUCUGAAAUUGACUUACUUAAGCAGAAAAACACUAGACUUAUGGUUGAGAAUACUAAGUUUAAGGUCAAGGAAAUACUUCGUGCUGAACCUUACAGAUUCCCUGAUGGACCAGCAAGAAGGGUCGCAACGUUAGUUGAUAGUUUGAAUAGAAAAAGGCUUCUUAGUCAAGAACAAGCGUUAUCAUGUGAUCAAUUUCCAACGGAGAUUCGUCUUUGGGAUGAUCUUUUCGAAGAAGUUAAUAAGUUUCACUUUGACAAUGAACCGAAAUUUGAAAGGCCACAAUUUGGCAACUUCCGGUCUUGUAUUAAUGAAGAGGAUAUUCGCAAUGCUUUUUAUUACAAUAUUUGUCAAGUUUUAAACGUCCUUUUGCCGGACUAUGAAUUUUCGAGACAACCAGUUCCUAUCGCUGGUAUACCGGAUUUUUCUGCCAUGUUUGCUGCAUAUGAAUUUAUCGCGUCAAUCGAGAUCAAGAGGGAGCACGUUUUACAAUUGUUAUUAUUGGAUGGUGAACAAACAUUCCUGUAUUUUGAUGAAACGAACGAACGUUAUGAAAUGAACGAACAUGCAAGAGAUGUUAUUCGACAGACUUUUACCUAUAUGGCAGAAGCUCAACUUCAGUAUGGCGUGUUAUCAACCUAUCAACAUCACUGGUUUCUGCGCCGACCAGCUGAUGAACCAUCAGUACUUUAUAUUUCAAAGACCCUUCUAAUACAGUCUCAAUCACCACCGGUCCUUAAAACGUAUGCAUAUAUGGUUCAGGUUUUAUGUGCAGAUUUCUUUUCUAGAAAUCCUGUUGUAACUACUGAUAAAAGAAAAAGACAGUCAGUCUCCUAUUCCGAAUCAACUACUAAAUCAACUAAGAAGGGAAGAACAACAGUCAUAGCUUCUAAGAAACCAUAUUCUAGUACAAACGAAAAAAGGCAGACUCCUCCUAUUCAGAAUCUUAGCUUUGCAGAUUUCAAAUAUAAGAGUAUAUUAGGCCAAGGACGAAGUGGGAAGACACUCCUAUGUGAAUUCCGUGGAAAUACAAUUGCUUUGAAGUGUGCUGACCUAUCAAAAACCCCACAUAUCUUGAAAGAAAUGCAACAAGAAGUCAAUAUUUAUAAAAUUCUCUCUGAUAUUCAAGGAAUUCAUAUUUCAAAUUUGUUGUGUUAUGGCUUUUACGAACGGCAAAGAGUUAUGGGUCUUCUUGCAUUAAAUGCAAUUCACGAUAGAGGUGUACUUCACAAUGAUAUUCGCGAGGAAAAUAUUUUGCUUGAUGAUACUAAUGAUGUUGUUUACUUAAUUGACUUUGGGAUGGCAAGAUAUCAUUGUGAUGCUAAGAAAAGUUGGAGGUUGUUUGAUGAAGAGAAACUUAAAUUGACUCGUUUGCUUGAUCAUUAUACUUUAUUAGAUAGUGUAAUUGUUAUUGAGUGA